Messenger RNA from Bursaphelenchus xylophilus (pine wood nematode), 3120 nucleotides. NCBI's taxonomy places the organism in Eukaryota, Metazoa, Nematoda, Chromadorea, Rhabditida, Aphelenchoididae. The record is from the annotation of a GenBank genome assembly.
AUGGACCAGAGUCUUCAAGGGAAGGAGAACGGACUCGGUCUGGAUUCGGUGAUCCAAGGGGCGUUGGCCGCAGGCAUCCCCAUUCCCCAAGUCAUUCAAUUCAUCCAGAGUUCUUUCCAAAACAAUCAGCUCCAAUCCUUUGCCCAGACUCCAAAUCAGCAAUUAUUGGCAGCUGUCACAAAUCCAGCACAGCUUCUGAAUUCGAGUAAUGCCUCGAAUGUCUCUGGAUUGGGGCAAUGUGAGUUUAUCUUUAUUUUUUUUUUUCAUUUUUUGGAGACCUUCUAUCUGUUCGAAUUCGUCAAUAUUGAUUGCGCAAAUUGCUGACAAUUCUUGUCUACAGAACGAAUUCAAAGUUUGUGUAGACAUCGGGGGUUUCUUUGGAAUCGUGGUUUGUGAUAGUUUAUCGAUAUUUACAACACCAUUCAUGUGAUUUUUACAGUGAACGCCCAUUCCAAUCUCAACUUCAAUCUCCAGGCGUUGAAUCAAGCCCAACAUCAAGUGCAUGUAGCCUCAUCUCAAGCUCCUCAAUCCUCAUUAAAUUCAACGAUAAAUGGAGCCGAGAACGGUUCCUUGCCUUGGCCCAUCUUCCAGCCCGCAGUUCAUGUUCCUCACUUUGAUAUGAGCACCUAUCAGAAGGUGAAUCUAGAUGCCCAAGCCUCAGCUCUGCCCAGUGGAAUGGAUCUCCCGCUUCAUGAUAUGAACACGUUAAGGUUUUUCUUCAAUUUUGGUGUUCAUCAUGCACGUCAAAUCCUUCUUCGUGAACAUUUUCAACUUCAACCCGGCCAAAAUCAUCAACAGCCAACCAAUAGUAAUGUGUCAGUAGCCUCUCAGUUGGGGCAGCAAGGGCAGUUGAUGUCCAGUUUGUCCAACCAGGAUCUUUUGUAUCAACAGAUGCUUUUAAAGUGAGUUUAACUUGCAUAUAGAGUUCUCGGGGUUCGUUAUAAUCUACUUUUCUUUCAGAAAUAGCCAAGAUUUGACAUCGGGGAAACCAGUUGGAACCCCGUUGCCAGGCUCAACCAGUGCCGUAACCGAUCCCCGAUCGGCAUUUCAAUUGCAAAAGGAUUUAGCUAAUAGUAUAGUAAGUUGUUGUAAAAAUACAAUUUAUUCAAAUUUUAGUUAAACAAGUCUCAAGGCCUUCAGAUCAAAAACGAACCCAUGGAGAACUUAUUAAUUCAGAAUUCAUUACUCGGAACUGUCUCAGGUGAGUCUGCGCUUAGCACUGAUAUCAAUUUUAACUUUCAGCAAGAGGAGUGAACACAUCAGCACCUCAAAGCACCCCUCUAGCCAUCUUGCAACGUCAACAACAAGCUGCUCAACAAGGUCAUCAAACACAUAACCAACAGAGAAAUCAUAAUCAAGAGCCCGAAGUGAGUAGGGGGUGUAGAUAACUUCAGCAGGGCUCAACCCGGGCCGUCCUUAGUUUAGAAGAUUUUCCUGACGCUAGACGAGGUUGUCGUUGCAGGUGCUUCGCCCGCAGCCCGUCUCCUUGAGCGAUCUGACAGGCUCGGUGCAGAUCCAACAGCUUCUCCAACAACAGAAUCUCGGUGGGAUUGGUCUGAGUUUCCAGCAACCAAACAAGACCCUCACGGCUCAGGUACCCGUUGACCCUGCGCCCCGACCCUCCGUCCCAAGCCGGGAUCAAGACACGGGCGGAGUCGCCUUGACGACCUCGGCUGGCUCUACUUUUCCUCAGGUGUGCCGGGGAUUUAAUUGGGACAGUUGAUUGCAUCAUCAUGAAUGUUUGUUCGAUCAUCUCUCUUCCUAUAGCAUGAUGAUGCAAUCAAAUAUUACCGUAAUCAUUUUAUCCGUAUCAUCCUUUCCUUUUCAGAAAGAUGCCCAAGAUCAAGCAGAUCGGAUGAAGCCGACUGCAAUUGUGCGCGGAGCCGUGGCCGAUGUAGCCAGUCGUAGUCAGAACAGUCCCCCUAAAGGAAAUGAGGCCAAUUCAUCGAAUCAGACGCCCAACAACCAUUCGAAUGGGACCCCUUCCCAGUCUUCAGCAAUGUCUUCUAGUCAAGAUACAGCUGCUGUGGCUGUAGCGAAUGCUCUGGUCAGUCAAUUUGGAGGAGUAAAUGGUCAAGUGCCUUCACUGGCAGCUCAAUUGAGUGCAGCAAUGGUUGCGUCGACCUUUAUGAAUCCCUCCAAAUUGCCUGCAACGAGUGCCGCGAGCUCGAAUCCUCUGGUCAACGACAAUCCCGAUGCUCAUUUAUUGGCGGGAACUUCUCCUUAUGCCAAAUUCGUGAGUCUAUUUCGAUGUUUGCCAGUCCUGACACAAUGUUUUAUUUUUAUUUAUUUAAUUUUCAGCCAGCCUUAGCCCAAAGCGCAACGCGUUCUCUAACCAGUGGGAACUCUGGAUUAACCGGGGAAAGUAAUAACCAUUCAAAUAACUCAGAACUGAGUGAAAUUAAACCCGAAUCAAUACUCCAAACUUCCGAACAACACUUCACCGAGGCCUUUAAGAGAUCUCUGCAGCAACAAAUGCACGGGAAGAAUGGAAAGGGAGGAUCACCCAAAGGUGAACCGGCUGAGUCCCCCGACAGAGUUCAACGAAAAUCCGGGGUGAAUCUGAUGAGUUUGGAGAAGGAGGCAGAGAAAAAGAAAAGCGCCGAUAAACCUGUAAGUCUAAUUUUGUAUGACUUUUGUGUUGAUAAAUUGUAAUGUGAUCGUUUCCAGAUUCCAUCGAUGAUUAAUUACGUGAACUCUUGUUUGACGCAGAUUAAGAGCCAAGUGCAAAGUCAGGGAGUUGGUCUCCCGAUAGAUCACAAUGGUCGACCAAUCGACUACUCUUCUCGUCCCAUUGAUCCCAUCUUUCGUCAGGCACGAGAGAAGUUGGAGAAGGAUCGGGAUUUCUCGAUGAUCCGCCGGGGAUCCCCCAGCCUCCACCCACCCACCACUACCCAAUCUCCAGUCGAUUCUUGUCCAAUUGGAAUCAGCGAUUCGAGAUCCAGAAGCGAACAGCCUCAGGACAUUCAACAGAAAGUGGCGACUCUCAGUCCAGCCAACAGUCAGAGACCUCGUUCCACCCAGCCGGGAGCUGAAGGCGCCUUGCAGAACAACAAUGAGGAUGGGCCUUCGGAGAGCAAGAAGAUAAAGGUUGAUGCCCCUUCCUCCGAGUCUUCCUGA